Molecule: messenger RNA, 1086 nt
Organism: Penicillium concentricum
Lineage: Eukaryota; Fungi; Ascomycota; Eurotiomycetes; Eurotiales; Aspergillaceae
Exons: 3
Coding region: 1-1086 (361 amino acids)
Source: RefSeq, a predicted model, not a curated record
AUGGACACUCCUGCUUCCCACUCUCCUGCGGGACGGGCCAACAAAAGAAAGCGAGAAUCACCAGAUUCAUAUGAGAAGCCAGUUGGGACGCCAGGCAGCACCAAACAAGUGACAAACUCUUCGAAACAAAUGCUACCGGGCGAGAUAAAGACAACCUCGAUGGGUGCGGCCUGUUCUCUAACCAGUGAUUUGACCCAAAUCCUGCAAAAGAAACCCGCUUUAGCAUCUUCCGCUAUUGACCUCCUGGACCUCUAUUUGUGCCUGUGGGAGUGUUACAUGAUCAAGUCCGCCGGCAAAAUACGCUUGGAAGAGGAACGUCGCUUCCUACAAGGCUCCAACGAAUGGCUGGUGGGGGAGAAUGAAAAGCUCCAAGAAUGCUGUGAUAACCAGGAGCUGCUGCUGUGGGAUCGUCGUCAGGCCUUUGACUCUAUACAUCAGGGUAUUCUCGGAACAUUGCAGAAUAACUUCGAUUUGGAUCUAGACCUUGAGUCAAUCUGGAGAGAAUCGCCGAAUAUACCGACAUCACCACCUUGUCUCGCAGCCAAUCGCAGCACUCUCAGUUCAAUCCAACCUAUUAGCAUAUCACAGUAUGCAAAAAAUGAGGCCGAGAGGCCUCAUGCUAUCGAGUGCAUUUUCUACCCUAACCAUGAUAGCGAGUGCGCCUUUCGCUGGACGGGGCCGGAUCUGUUGUCCCCAGACACCUGUGCCGAUGAUAUUUUCCUCUACGUGUCAGCAUUCUUUCUUUUUGAACGGGUGCACUGGAUAGAAAUCCGGCUCAGCAAGCUCAGCACGGGACACGAAGAGGUUGUGGAAGAGUAUCCGUUCUUUCUUCCGCGGGUUGAAUCGAUGUUGGGGAACCUACGCAGAGCGCGUGGUCAGAUACGUGAUAUCAUCUCGCGGAAUGGCUACAUGGGAAGUGCUGGGGAAACCCGAUUUCAAUUGUCUUUACGACCGCAAAUAGAGACUGCAACAGGCCCCGGCAUGCGGAGCGCGAUUCCUCUAUCUUGCAUCCACCCUUCUAUGCCCGUAUCAUCGUUCGAUCCACAAUUCUUUGUGCAGGAUAUUGUAGGAAAUUGGGGCAUAUGA